This is a messenger RNA of Coregonus clupeaformis (lake whitefish), 4474 nucleotides long. Its product is annotated as 5'-3' exoribonuclease 2. The record is from RefSeq and is a predicted model, not a curated record. Gene Ontology annotation, molecular function: 5'-3' RNA exonuclease activity; RNA binding; zinc ion binding. The transcript is spliced from 30 exons. Gene Ontology annotation, cellular component: nucleus. Gene Ontology annotation, biological process: nuclear-transcribed mRNA catabolic process. NCBI's taxonomy places the organism in Eukaryota, Metazoa, Chordata, Actinopteri, Salmoniformes, Salmonidae. Bases 156 to 3032 code for a protein of 958 amino acids.
CUAUAACCCGGAAAUCAACCGUGGUCUGUCUCUUAUGUUGUAACGCGUAGCUAGCAAAACAGCUAUCGAUUUCUUCAGCCGUCGUUUUAACCAAGUCAUUUUAAAUAUAUGUCAUAAUUUAUAGCUGUGUGUAGUGUAUUGUUAUACUACGGGAGAUGGGAGUCCCCGCAUUUUUUCGUUGGUUGAGUCGGAAAUAUUCUACGAUUGUUGUCCAUUGUACAGAGGAGAGGUCCAAGGAAUGCAAUGGCAUACGGAUUCCUGUUGAUACCAGCAAACCGAAUCCAAAUGAAGUGGAGUUUGACAAUUUGUACUUGGACAUGAAUGGGAUAAUUCACCCAUGUACACAUCCUGAAGACAAGGCUGCACCUAAAAAUGAAGAUGAAAUGAUGGUUGCCAUCUUUGAAUACAUGGAUCGGCUCUUCAAUAUUGUGCGGCCCAGAAGGGUUCUUUACAUGGCAAUUGAUGGAGUGGCCCCUCGUGCCAAAAUGAACCAGCAGCGGUCCAGGCGAUUCCGCGCCUCCAAGGAAGGAGUGGAACUGGUUGAGGAGAAAUCCCGCAUCCGAGAGGAGAUCCUCGGGAGAGGAGGGUAUCUUCCAUCAGAGGAAAUCAAGGAGAGAUUUGACAGCAACUGUAUCACCCCAGGCACAGAGUUCAUGGACAACCUUGCAAAGUGUCUCCGUUACUACAUUGCAGACAGACUCAGUAAUGACCCUGGAUGGCGUAACAUUACAGUCAUCUUGUCUGAUGCCAGUGUCCCUGGUGAGGGGGAACAUAAGAUCAUGGACUAUAUCAGACGACAGAGAGCUCAGCCCCACCAUGACCCCAACACACACCACUGUCUUUGUGGAGCUGACGCUGACCUUAUCAUGCUGGGCCUUGCUACUCACGAGCCCAAUUUCACCAUCAUAAGAGAGGAGUUCAAGCCCAACCAGCCUAGGCCCUGUGCUAUGUGUGGACAGAAAGGCCAUGAGAUCAAGGACUGCCAGGGAGUGGCCAGGGAGAAACAGGGAGAGCAUGAUGAGUUUGCAGACACUAUGCCGGCUUCUGAACAGGAGUUCAUAUUCAUCAGGCUGUGCGUUUUGCGCGAGUACCUGGAGCGAGAGCUGACAAUGGCCAGUCUGCCCUUUCCAUUUGACUUUGAGAGGACUGUCGACGACUGGGUCUUCAUGUGCUUCUUUGUUGGCAAUGAUUUCUUGCCCCACUUACCGUCCUUAGAGAUUAGAGAGGGUGCAAUAGAUCGUCUGGUGGGCAUCUACAAAGACGUUGUGCACAAGACUGGGGGCUACAUCACAGAGAAUGGCUUUGUCAAGUUGGAGAGUGUUGAGUUGAUCAUGCAGGCAAUCGGCGUGGCUGAGGACAACAUCUUCAAGAAGCGCAAAGAGGACGAUGAGGGAUUCAAGCGAAGGAAUAAGGAGAAAAAGAAGAGGAUGAAGGCUCAGCAGCAGGGCCCAUCCUACCUGACCAGCGGUCAGUUUGCCCCCCAGGCCCUUGGCGGCAGAGGCAGACCUGAGGUUGUUCAGAACGCCCGGCACCAAGCCUUCGAUAUGAGGAUGCAGGGCAGGGACCAGCACAACAAGGCAGGGACCAGUGAUGGGCAGGAUAGCCGCGGUGUGAAGCGGAAAGCCGAGGACAGCGACAGCGAACCAGAUCCUGAAGAUAACGUCAGGUUGUGGGAGGAUGGCUGGAAGCAGCGCUACUACAAGACCAAGUUUGACGUUGACGCGACUGACGAUGACUUUCGCAAAAAGGUGGUGAAGUCCUACGUGGAGGGUCUCUGCUGGGUCCUGAGAUACUACUACCAGGGGUGCGCAUCCUGGAAGUGGUACUUCCCGUUCCACUACGCCCCGUUCGCCUCCGACUUCAAAGACAUCAAAGGCAUGUUCACCGACUUCGAGCUUGGGACCAAGCCGUUCAAACCCCUGGAGCAGCUGAUGGGCGUUUUCCCUGCCGCCAGUGGAAAUUUCCUGCCCGAAACAUGGCGGUCACUCAUGAGCAAUCCAGAAUCCUCCAUCAUUGACUUCUACCCUGACGACUUUGCCAUUGACUUGAAUGGAAAGAAGUACGCUUGGCAGGGUGUUGCAUUGCUGCCCUUCGUGGAUGAGCGCAGGCUGAGGGCAGCCCUGGCUGAAGUCUACCCAAACCUCUCUACAGAGGAAAACCAGAGGAACAGCCUUGGCAGUGAUAUGCUGUUUGUGGGGAAGUCCCACCCUAUCUGUGACUUCAUCCAGGAACUGUACCGUGGAGAAUCUCACGAGGGCACUGAAAUGCCGGCAGAACUAUGCCAUGGAAUUCAAGGUACAUUAAAUCUUGACGGAGACCCUAUCCUACCAGAUAAGCCAGUGGAGUCUCCUAUCCCCAUGCUACGGGACAUUGCACAGAACAGUGCCAUUGGAGUGAAAUAUAAGGACCCACAGUUCGGAGAGACCUUUGUGUUCAAGGCUGUCAUUCUUCCUGGAGCCAAGCUUCCUGCCAAGGUGCUGAAGCCUGGAGACUGGGAGAGGGGUAACCGUGGUAGGGGUAACUGGAGGCCCCAACUGGGCUUCAACUCCAACCGGCAGCAGGUCCACCUGGACCAGUCAUCCUUCAGGGCUCUGGGUCACAGCAUUAACCGACAGCAGCAGGGAGGUGGACAGUACAGCAACGCUCCGCCCCCUGGCAACUACCACCAGGGGAACUACAGCAGGCCCCCCCACGGUGGUGGUCAAUUUCCACAUUCCAGGCAGCAGGGUCUUCUAGGGGCACCUCCCCCAUACAACCCUAACCCUGUACAGCAAUAUCCAAGACAGCAGUAUGGUGGUGGUGGUGGUGGGCACGGCUGGGACCGGUCGAUGCAGUCCCAGGGAGCUGCCUACCAGCAGAACGCGCAGAGAGGAGGCCAUGGAGGGGGGCAGGGUCAGGGUGGAUACCAGCAGCAACGUGGUCAGGACGACCGUAGAGGAGACCGCAGAGACGACCGUGGUGGACAACCGGGAUACAACUCUGGACGGAAUUACCCCUUGCCACCCCCAGCAAGAAGAUACAAUUGGAGUUAAAUUUAGACAUGGAUGGGCAGAAGGCCAAUAUGAUUAUUUUUUGCUCGCUAUAUUUGUCUUUCAGGCUGUUUACUUGUAAGAUGUUUUUUCUUUUAAUAAUACUUCAAUUUUUCUUAUGUACUGACUUUUUAAGAAUAAUGCCUGUAAAACUUGUGAAAUACAAGUGAGUCAAAAGACAAUUGUGUCAUGGUCAGUUUGUCAAGUUCAUAUUGCCCCCUCUAAUUUAGAUUAGCUUAAUUUUAUUUCACAUUUUCAUAAAUGUAGCCAAAUUAAACUAUUCAGCUCUUUGCAUCACAUAUACCUUACUUUUUUCUAAUCAUAUUCCUCUUUCAGUCCUCACAAUCGCCAUAAGCUUUCUGAUGUGAAGCAUUCAUAGAAAAAUAUCUGUAAACGAAAAAUUUAACAUGAGUUAAUGGCACAUCUUUAGACAAAGGUUUUAUUAUGUUUGAAUGUUUUUUUGUCAAUUCAAAGUUCCUUGUAUUGACAAACUCCAUGGCAGUUGCAUAGAGGCUUUGAGAUAUAAUUACAUGGGAAAUAAAAUAUAGUUUCUGAUUAGGCUCUUGUUUUAUUAAAUCAGUUUCCCAUUUUCACAGGUACAUAAAUAACUUUAUGGUCCUCUAAAUAUAUUUUAUUGGUCUCAAUUCAGUGCCCCUUUAUUUAAUUCGGACUCUAUUAUAAAGUAGGCUAAUUUAUCACAGUAAUAGUUGGCAUGUUAUUUGCUUAUAUUUCAAAUGUUCAAAUCACUGAGCCAACGAAUAACAAAUUAUAUUUAUUUAAAAUUUGAAACAUUAAUUGAGCUCAGUUGUUACAGUAGUUCGAAAUUCUGGCCUUUCAUCAUCUUUGUCUUACAUUGUUUGCUCAGUCCAGAGGCCCAAUUUAAAUAUCCUGCAAAUAGUCUUGCAUUUUAGGACUUUGUCAUGCUGGAGACUACGUGCUUAAAUAUUUAUGUCCACUUAACCAGGCCUGCUUGUAACGGCAACAAAUAUUGGAAUUUAUAUUUAUUGAAUCUGUUUUUUGUUCAUUAAUUGGGUGGUAAGAACUAAUAACAAUGAUGUAAAUUACAAUAAUUGUAAUUUAAUUAUAUUAGGCCAACGUCAAACUCAUAAUUGUGCUAUAAUGUACCGGUAAAAUUCGCUUCGUCCCCAUGUGCCAGAUGAAUAAGCAGAAAUGCUUACAUGUCAAGCGAUUUAUUGUUGGUUCAACUGGAUUGUGAUGUGUAUAUAUGUAUGCUAUGCAGCAGCAAAAACAUUUGUAAUUUACAAAAAAUGAUAAACAUUUCGUUUUAAAAACAAGAAUCAUACUGUCACAUGAAAUAUUUCUGUUAACUAUAUACUGUUCAGGUUCAUUAAUCGAAAUAUUACAAUACUUUGACCUGAUACACUCAAUGUGUCCGUAAAGAAUUUAAUUCCAACAAAUAAAACUUCACUCCCUUCACACCGUCA